AUGGACGGUCGUCCAUCCAAGAGACAACGCCGAUCCACCCAUUCAGAGGAAGAUCCACAAAGGAAACUAAAAUCCAGAUCUCCUUCCCUCGGCCCGUCAACUUCCAGCUCCGUCGCGUUGUCAUCACGCCCCAAAUCCAAGAAUCUUCGAACGCGCUCCAGUCAAUCCAAACUCACACGAGCUCCAUCCUCAUCAGUCUCGCCAAAGAAACCAAGCUCAUCCCCUCAGACAACCAAAUCGAAAUCCCUUCAUACCUUUUUCCAACCUGCAACGGAAGCACAGCGAUGGUCCACGCAGAAAUUCGAGGCGAAACGCCCGCUCGCUGCUACCCCGGAGACGACCCUUGACGCCGAUAUAAUCGAAGACGACUAUGAUUCCUACGAUGAGAUAUUUACCCAACACCUGGCGGCGGGAGGAAAGUCAGAUACGCACAUUGACUCGCCCGUUGCCCGUGGUCCUACCAAGACAAAACGAGCUGCGCCGAAGAAGACGACAACGUCACGAACAAAAGGUCAUGCUUCUAAGCGCUUUGUAAUGCCACCGGAGUCUACGAAUGGACCUCAUCGACAAUCGCCAGCUCCGGCUUCGUUGGGAGUUGAUCAACGACCGUGGGCGCAGCGAUACGGCCCGUCGAAUUUGGAUGAGAUAGCUGUUCAUAAAAGGAAGGUCUCGGAUGUGCAGAAAUGGUUGGAGGAUGCUUUUGCAGGGAGACGGAAAGAGAGGUUACUCGUGUUGCGUGGCCCAGCAGGCAGCGGCAAGACUACCACCAUCACACUUCUUUCCGAAGCCCUUGACUUCGACUUGAUUGAAUGGCGAAACCCAUCAGUCUCAGAGUUCUCUGCGCAAGAGUACGUCUCUGUGAGCACUCACUUUGAAGAGUUUCUUGGCCGUGGCGAUCGAUUCGGAGGUCUGGAUCUCGAAGACACCGUAGAGGCUAAGGAGGGCCGUGAUGCACAUCCUCGAAGCCAGCGCGUGCUUCUCAUUGAAGAGUUCCCGACGAUACUCAACCGGAAUUCUUCUAGUCUGGCUGCUUUUCGGACCUCUUUGCAGCGCUAUCUUGCUGCAUCCACUGAGCAAUCAUUAGGUGGGUGGAUGCACCCGCCUAUUGUGAUGAUCGUCUCGGAAACGCUGCUUAGCUCUGCAUCAUCUAUUUCCGAUAACUUGACUGUGCAUCGGUUACUCGGGCCUACAUUGUAUAAUCACGUUGGCACGACCAUCAUCGAUUUCAAUAGUAUUGCACCGACAUUCAUGCAGAAAGCCCUGCGACUGGUGCUUGAAAAAGAGGCCCAGACUUCUCGGCGAUCCCGAGUCCCUGGAUCCGCGGUUUUGGAUAAGAUUGCCGAGAUUGGAGACAUACGCAGUGCCCUCUCUGCCCUUGAGUUUCUCUGUCUGAAAGGCGACCAAGCAGGGAAAUGGAGCGGAAGUCUCUCCAAAACUAAAAAGUCACGGGGUGGAUCUACCCUGACAGCGAUGGAGCAAGAGUCUCUUGAGAUGAUCUCGCAGCGAGAAGCGAGUCUCGGGAUGUUCCAUGCUGUGGGCAAAAUUGUCUAUAAUAAACGCUUAGAUUCCAGUCUAAUGCCCAGUGAUGUCCCAAUUCCCCCUUCACCACCGGACCACCUGUCUCAUCAACGUCGUGUCAAGGUCUCACAGGUUGCAGUCAACGACCUACUUGAUGAGACGGGCACCGACGUCUCGACAUUCAUCUAUGCGUUACAUGAGAAUUAUCCACAGUCCUGCGACAGUGACUUCUUCACAGAUAGUUUCAAUGAGUGUAUUGAAGCGCUAUCUGAUUGCGAUAUCCUCAGCGCCGAUCCCAGGCCCUCUCAUGGUGCAAGGACGGGUGUUGGAGUUGGUGCCACUCCUUUCAAUGCUGGUGUCGAUAUGCUCCGACAGGAUGAGAUCAGCUUUCAAGUUGCGGCUCGAGGGCUUUUGUUUGCUCUCCCGUAUCCCGUUAACAGGAAAAAGGCGUCUGUGAGCGGCCGAAAAGCGAGGGAUCCCUAUCGGAUGCUAUACCCGGCUUCGCUGCGAUUAUGGAGGAGGACAGAGGAGAUUGAGGGUCUCAUUGACUCGUGUUUGAAACACCUGCUAGACCCUACCGGAAAUUCACGCCUCCUUUCCCGUGGCUCGGGCGCUGCUGCUGAGUCUGCCGGUGUCAAGUCCUGGAAAAAUCUUCGACUUGGAUACUCGGCAGUGGAUAAGAAUGACAGUUCCCUGCAGUCAGCUGUGACUAUGAUGUCGCGACAAGAUGCACUACUCCAUCACUUGCCUUAUAUGGCUCAGAUCCGCCGUAAGGAGCCCGACGGGUGGCAUCUCAACCAAAUUACUAGCAUCCAGGAGGGACGUCUGGACGAGGAAAUAGAUGACGAUGACGAUGAACUCACGUCGACGUCGUCCCGGUCUCGAGACAAAGCCAACGUGAAUGCACUUGCGCCUCCGGUGCCUGCACUAGAUGAAGAGAAGCUGAUUCUCAGUGACGAUGAUAUUGUUGACGACUGA
Messenger RNA from Penicillium cataractarum, 2496 nucleotides. RefSeq lists its product as uncharacterized. Bases 1 to 2496 code for a protein of 831 amino acids. The record is from RefSeq and is a predicted model, not a curated record. Gene Ontology annotation, molecular function: chromatin binding; ATP hydrolysis activity. Gene Ontology annotation, biological process: DNA repair; DNA damage checkpoint signaling; mitotic DNA replication checkpoint signaling. The transcript has 2 exons. Lineage: Eukaryota; Fungi; Ascomycota; Eurotiomycetes; Eurotiales; Aspergillaceae.